Molecule: messenger RNA, 4442 nt
Organism: Chiroxiphia lanceolata (lance-tailed manakin)
Lineage: Eukaryota; Metazoa; Chordata; Aves; Passeriformes; Pipridae
Gene: CACNA1A
Product: calcium voltage-gated channel subunit alpha1 A
Biological process (GO): chemical synaptic transmission; calcium ion import across plasma membrane
Cellular component (GO): neuronal cell body; voltage-gated calcium channel complex; membrane
Molecular function (GO): high voltage-gated calcium channel activity
Source: RefSeq, a predicted model, not a curated record
CACCUCUCCGGGGCACCGCGAGCCGCAGCGAAGGGACCCUCCCGCGAAACCGGGGCACCGCAGCGCCAGGACCCCCGCAACCCGCUCCGGGGGCACCGGGACCCGACCCCCCCCGCACCGGGAGCCGCAGCGCCGGGGACGCUUUUACACCGGGGGUGCCCCUCGAAACCCCCCGCACCGGAUUGCGGGGGGGGCACCGCAGCAGAAGGACCCCCCCCACCCCCACCAUCCUCCGGGGCACCGCAGCGGAGGGACCCCCCCCCACAGCGGGGCACCGGGAGCCGCAGAGCCGCGACCCCCCCGCUCCAGGACACCGGGAGCCGGAGCAGAGGGACCCCCGCACCCCGCUGACACCCCCCAAAUCCCGGGGGUCCCCCCCCCUCGCCGCACCGGCUCGCGGGGGGGGGCCGCGCCGCCGCACCGAAGGAUGCUCGGGAUGCCGGCCCCGCUCUGAGCGCCCCGCGCCCGGUCGGGACGAACUCCGACCCCCGCCCCCCCCCUCGGAGGAUUUAGGGGGGGGCCCAUGGGAUGUGAUGAGCUCCUCGGCGGUGCCGGCCUCAGCAGCGUGACCCCCCCCCCGCGGCGGGAUGGCUCGUUUCGGAGAGGAGGUGGCGGCCCGCUACGGGCCCGGCGGCGGCGGGAGCGGCCCCGGGGCGGCGGCGGGGGGCCGGGGCGCGGGAGGGGGUCCUCGGCAGGGCCCCCCCGGGGCGCAGCGCCUCUACAAACAGUCCAUGGCCCAGCGCGCCCGCACCAUGGCCCUGUACAACCCCAUCCCGGUGCGGCAGAACUGCCUCACCGUCAACCGCUCGCUCUUCCUCUUCAGCGAGGACAACGUGGUGAGGAAAUACGCCAAAAAGAUCACCGAAUGGCCUCCUUUUGAAUACAUGAUUUUAGCCACCAUCAUCGCCAACUGCAUCGUCCUGGCGCUCGAGCAGCACCUGCCCGACGACGACAAGACCCCCAUGUCGGAGCGGCUGGACGACACGGAGCCGUAUUUCAUCGGCAUCUUCUGCUUCGAGGCCGGGAUCAAAAUCAUCGCCCUGGGCUUCGCCUUCCACAAAGGCUCCUACCUGAGGAACGGCUGGAACGUCAUGGACUUCGUGGUGGUGCUCACGGGCAUCCUGGCCACGGUGGGCUCCCAGUUCGACCUGCGGACGCUGCGGGCCGUGCGUGUGCUCCGGCCCCUCAAACUGGUCUCGGGGAUCCCAAGUUUACAAGUCGUGCUGAAGUCCAUCAUGAAGGCGAUGAUCCCACUGCUGCAGAUCGGGCUCCUCCUCUUCUUCGCGAUCCUCAUCUUCGCCAUCAUAGGAUUAGAGUUUUAUAUGGGCAAAUUCCACACCACCUGCUUCGACCUGGUCACAGAUGAGAUCAAGGUGGAGGUCCCGUGCGGGACGGACGAGCCGGCGCGGAUCUGCCCCAACGGCACCAAGUGUAAGAAAUAUUGGGAAGGGCCCAACUACGGCAUCACCCAGUUCGACAACAUCCUCUUCGCCGUGCUCACCGUCUUCCAGUGCAUCACCAUGGAAGGGUGGACCGACCUCCUCUACUAUAGCAACGACGCCUCAGGGAACACUUGGAACUGGCUGUACUUCAUCCCUCUCAUCAUCAUCGGCUCCUUUUUUAUGCUGAACCUCGUGCUGGGGGUCCUGUCCGGGGAGUUUGCCAAAGAGCGGGAGCGGGUGGAGAACCGCCGGGCGUUCCUGAAGCUGCGGCGGCAGCAGCAAAUCGAGCGGGAGCUCAACGGAUACAUGGAGUGGAUCUCCAAGGCGGAAGAGGUGAUCCUGGCCGAGGACGAGCCCGAGGCAGAGCCCCGGCGCCCCUUCGAUGGAGCUCUCCGGAGGGCCACCAGCAAGAGGAGCAAGACGGACCUGCUGAGCCCCGAGGAGGGCGAGGAGCAGCUGGGGGACAUCGCGGCCAUGGGGUCCCCCUUUGCCCGUGCCAGCCUCAAAAGUGCCAAGCUGGAGAACUCCACCUUCUUCCACAAGCGGGAGCGGCGGAUGCGCUUCCACAUCCGGCGGAUGGUGAAAACUCAGGCCUUCUACUGGACCGUGCUCAGUCUGGUAGCGCUCAACACCCUGUGUGUUGCUAUCGUUCACUACGACCAGCCAGAUUGGCUUUCCGACUUCCUCUACUAUGCAGAAUUCAUUUUCUUGGGACUCUUUAUGUCCGAAAUGUUUAUAAAAAUGUACGGGCUGGGAACGCGGCCUUACUUCCACUCGUCCUUCAACUGCUUCGACUGUGCCGUUAUCAUCGGAAGCAUCUUCGAGGUGAUCUGGGCUGUUGUGAAGCCGGGAACAUCCUUCGGGAUCAGCGUCCUGCGAGCUCUCAGGUUACUGCGCAUCUUCAAAGUCACCAAGUACUGGGCUUCCCUGCGGAACCUGGUGGUGUCCCUGCUCAAUUCCAUGAAGUCCAUCAUCAGCCUCCUCUUCCUCCUCUUCCUCUUCAUCGUCGUCUUCGCCCUUUUGGGGAUGCAGCUCUUCGGGGGACAGUUCAAUUUUGACGACGGGACCCCUCCCACCAACUUCGACACUUUCCCAGCAGCAAUAAUGACGGUGUUUCAGAUCCUGACGGGGGAAGACUGGAACGCGGUGAUGUACGACGGCAUCAAAUCUCAGGGCGGCGUCAAGGGGGGGAUGGUUUUCUCCGUCUACUUCAUCGUCCUCACUCUCUUUGGCAACUACACCCUCCUCAACGUCUUCUUGGCCAUCGCGGUGGACAACUUGGCCAACGCGCAGGAGCUCACCAAGGAUGAGCAGGAGGAGGAAGAAGCUGCCAACCAAAAGCUGGCGCUGCAGAAGGCGAAGGAGGUGGCCGAGGUCAGCCCACUCUCCGCGGCCAACAUGUCCGUCACCAUGAAGGAGCAGCAGAAGAACCAGAAACCCUCCAAAUCCGUGUGGGAGCAGCGCACGAGCGAGCUGCGGAAGCAGAACCUGCUGGCGAGCCGGGAGGCGCUUUACAGCGAGCUGGAGCCCGAGGAGCGCUGGAAGGUGCCCUACGCUCGCCACCUCCGCCCGGACAUGAAGACCCACCUGGACCGGCCGCUGGUCGUGGACCCGCAGGAGAACCGCAACAACAACACCAACAAAACGCGCCCCGGCGGCGGCGGCGGAGACCCCCCCCCGCCGCCCGACCCCCGCUUCGCACCGCUGCGGCAGCCGCGGUACCCCGACCCCGGCGGAGGAGCCCCCCGGCCCGCAGAGCCCCCUCCACCCGGGGGGGUCCCCCCACCCCAUGGGCGACGCCCCCGCAGCCGGAGCCGGGAGCCCCCCGAGCGUGAUCCCAGCGCCGAGCGCGGUUUUGGGGGGGGGGACGGGGGGGAGCGGCACAAACCGAGGCACCGGAGCCGCGACGGCCGCGCCGGGUCCCCCGAGCGGGAGCACCGGAGGCACCGCGGGCACCGCAGGGCGACGGAGGAGGGUGAGGAAGGGGCGGCGAGGACCGAGAGGCGCCCGAGGCACCGCGACGGGGCCCGGCCGGCCCGGGGGGACGGGGACGGGGAGCAGCAGCAGCACCACGGGGACGGAGAGAGGCGGCGGCGGCACCGGCACGGGCCGCCCGCGGGGUACGACGGAGAGGGCAGGAGGGAGGACAAGGAGCGGCGGCACCGCAGGAGGAGGGAGCAGCAGAUCCCCCCGGUGCCGUCGGGCCCGACGCUGUCGACCACCCGCCCCAUCCAGCAGGACAUGGGGCGCCGGGACCCCCCCGUGGCCGAGGACAUCGACAACAUGAAGAACAACAAACUGGCCACUUCCGACCCCCCGCCCCCCCCCGCCAUGGGCAACCACACCCCCUGCCCCGCCGGGGCCCCCCCGCGCCGGGUCCCCCCCCCCACGACCACCACCACCAUCAACCCCCCGCCCCCCGAAAACAACCUGGUGGUCACCAACCCCGCCCCCCCCAACAACAACAACCCCUCCAAGGGCGGGGGGAAACCCGAGCACACGGCCGUGGACAUCCCACCCCCCUUCCCGCCGCCCCCCAGCAACGCCCUGGUCCAAGUGAACAAGAACGCCAACCCCGAGCCGCUGCCCCGCAAGGAGGAGGAGGAGAAGAAGGAGGAGGAAGGCGACGGGCAGGACGAGAACGGCCCCAAGCCCAUGGUGCCCUACAGCUCCAUGUUCAUCCUCUCCACCACCAACCCGUUCCGCCGGCUGUGCCACUACAUCGUGAACCUGCGGUACUUCGAGAUGUGCAUCCUCAUGGUCAUCGCCAUGAGCAGCAUCGCCCUGGCCGCCGAGGACCCCGUGCAGCCCAACGCCCCCCGGAACAACGUGCUGCGCUACUUCGACUACGUCUUCACGGGGGUCUUCACCUUCGAGAUGGUGAUCAAGAUGGUGGAUCUGGGGCUGGUGCUUCACCAAGGUGCCUAUUUCCGGGACCUGUGGAACAUUCUGGAUUUCAUCGUGGUCAGCGGGGCCCUGGUGGCCUUUGCCUUCACGUGA